AUGGACCUCAGCUCUUCCCCAAUCCUUUCCAGUGCCGGUAAGUCUCCCUCCGCCACUGAGACCCAGCGCUCAGUGUGCAGUGAAAUAUGUAUGCCUGGGUACAGAAAAUCCUACAGACAAUCCCAAAGCUCCUGUUGUUACGAUUGUGUCCCUUGUCCAGAAGGUGAAAUAACCAAUGACACAGAUAUGGAAACAUGUACAACGUGUCCACACCGUCUAUGGCCUAAUGAGAAGAAAGACACAUGUAUCCCUAAACUCAUAACAUAUCUCUCCUAUGAAGAUCUACUUGGUGAAUCUCUGGCUGUGGCAUCAGUGUUAUUAUUUCUUCUUACUUGUUUGGUUACAACUAUUCUCAUAAAACACCGAAAUACCCCAGUUGUGAAAGCCAACAACCGAGAUCUCAGCUUCAUUCUUCUCGUCUCUCUAAAGUUGUGUUUUUUAUGUUCACUUUUUUUUAUUGGUUACCCACACAAAUUAACUUGUAUUCUAAGACAAACAGUGUUUGGAAUAACUUUCUCCAUCUCUGUCUCAUCCAUUUUGGCCAAAACGGUGACAGUAAUUAUUGCUUUCAAUGCCACUAAGCCAAGAAGCAAGUUAAAGAGCUGGGUGGGAUCCAGAUCUUCUAACUCCGUUCUACUGUGUUGUUCCUUGAUCCAAGUAAUAAUAUGUUGUGCAUGGUUAGGAGUUUCUCCUCCUUUCCCACAUGAAAAUAUGGAAGAUGAAGUUGGGACGAUAGUAGCUGAAUGUAAUGAUGGGUCACAGAUUGGAUUUUAUAGUGUGCUGGGUUACAUGGGAUUUCUGGCCUUUGUUAGUUUCUUUAUAGCUUUUUUAGCUCGGAACCUUCCUGAUAUGUUCAACGAAGCCAGGUUUAUCACAUUCAGCAUGUUAGUAUUCCUCAGUGUGUGGAUCUCCUUUAUCCCAGCCUAUCUGAGCACCAAAGGGAAGUACGUUGUGGCUGUGGAGAUAUUUGCAAUCCUGACAUCUAGCACUGGGUUGCUGGGGUGUAUAUUUAUUCCCAAGUGCGUUGUUAUAGUUAUUAGACCAGAAAAAAACACUAGGGCAUUCAUGAUGAAAAAUAAUACUUAG
Messenger RNA from Pelobates fuscus (common spadefoot toad), 1086 nucleotides. Its product is annotated as vomeronasal type-2 receptor 26-like. Gene Ontology annotation, molecular function: G protein-coupled receptor activity. Gene Ontology annotation, cellular component: plasma membrane. The transcript is spliced from 3 exons. Lineage: Eukaryota; Metazoa; Chordata; Amphibia; Anura; Pelobatidae. Bases 1 to 1086 code for a protein of 361 amino acids. The record is from RefSeq and is a predicted model, not a curated record. Gene Ontology annotation, biological process: G protein-coupled receptor signaling pathway.